AGAAAUCUAACAUUGAAAUAUUUAAGAAAUGAAUGCCUCUGUAUUUUUGGAAUAAAAUUGUGAGUUUAUGUGGAAGAAAUGCUGUGGCUGUUCUCAGACUCUCUUACAAACUGAUUUCAAUGUUUCAGUGUUGAGUCAUCUUGUGUUGAGUAACAGAAGUUCUGCUGUUCGCUGAUCAAUGUGACAGUCUUCAGUAGUUUACGAGAUGAGCCAGCCUCGUGGGAAAUAUGACUUCUGUAUCGGUCUGGUGUUGGCUAUGAGUUCCAGCAUAUUCAUCGGAGGAAGUUUCAUCCUGAAGAAGAAAGGCCUUCUCCGGUUAGCUAGGAAAGGCUCCAUGAGAGCAGGUCAAGGUGGUCAUGCAUACCUUAAGGAGUGGCUGUGGUGGGCUGGACUUCUUUCAAUGGGAGCUGGCGAAGUAGCUAACUUUGCUGCCUAUGCUUUUGCACCAGCUACGUUAGUGACUCCUUUAGGAGCUCUCAGUGUUCUUGUAAGUGCCAUUCUGUCAUCCUUCUUUUUAAAUGAAAAACUUAAUCUGCAUGGAAAAAUGGGCUGUUUGCUAAGUAUACUGGGAUCAACUGUGAUGGUAAUUCAUGCUCCACAAGAGGAGGAGGUAGAAACUUUGAAUGAAAUGUCUCACAAACUAGGUGAUCCAGGUUUUGUGGUCUUUGCAACUCUUGUUGUCAUUGUGUCUUUAAUUCUAAUAUUUGUGGUGGGACCUCGCCAUGGACAGACGAACAUUCUCGUGUACGUAACAAUUUGCUCUGUCAUUGGAGCGUUAUCAGUCUCCUGUGUAAAAGGUUUGGGCAUCGCUAUAAAGGAACUUUUUGCAGGAAAACCAGUGCUGAAGCAUCCCUUGUCUUGGAUUCUGCUGCUAAGCCUUAUUGUCUGUGUGAGCACGCAGAUCAACUACUUAAACAGGGCUCUGGAUAUAUUCAACACUUCGAUAGUGACUCCGAUAUAUUACGUAGGCUUUACAACAUCUGUUUUAACUUGUUCUGCCAUCCUUUUCAAGGAAUGGCAACACAUGGCGGCUGAUGACAUCAUUGGCACCUUCAGUGGCUUCCUGACUAUUAUUGUGGGGAUCUUUUUAUUGCAUGCCUUCAAAGAUGUUAAUUUCACCAUAGCAAAUCUGCCCCUCUCUUUGCGGAAAGAUGAUAGAGCAGCAAACGGCACCUUGCCGAGCACGUACGACUGCUUUGAUCACGAUGAAGAAAGUUCUCCCUGUCUGGGUGAAAUACAAUCCACCGAGAGUCUCUCGGCCAGGAGAAAUGGAAGUCUGUCAGCCUUCUGAAAAUACCUACGUGUUACUUAAGAACAAUUCUGUAACUCUGGAAUUUUUUUUCUGCUGUGGAAGUCUGAGCUUGUCUGGAAAAUCAUGUACUUUUUAACAGUAUGUGUAGACAAUCGUUAAUUUUUAAGUUAAGUUGGAUUAGUUUGGGUAAAGAACACUGAAGGGGUUUUUAUUUGCCUUAUUUUUACUGCAAAAGAUACUAAAAUGACCUCAGACCACAGUUGGGUGUGUUGCUUAAGUUAUAUGUAAAUACUUUCAUUUCAUUCUUCUGUUUUAAGAUGUGUUGCACUAAUGAUGAUUUUAUCAAAAAUAAAUUGCUUUAUUUCUGCAGUGGUGG
Opisthocomus hoazin is the source of this 1628-nucleotide messenger RNA. The record is from RefSeq and is a predicted model, not a curated record. Lineage: Eukaryota; Metazoa; Chordata; Aves; Opisthocomiformes; Opisthocomidae.